This is a messenger RNA of Trypanosoma cruzi, 3720 nucleotides long. RefSeq lists its product as uncharacterized. The coding region runs from base 1 to 3720 and encodes 1239 amino acids. The transcript has a single exon. The record is from RefSeq and is a predicted model, not a curated record. NCBI's taxonomy places the organism in Eukaryota, Euglenozoa, Kinetoplastea, Trypanosomatida, Trypanosomatidae. Gene Ontology annotation, molecular function: protein binding. Gene Ontology annotation, biological process: protein localization to cilium; intraciliary retrograde transport; non-motile cilium assembly. Gene Ontology annotation, cellular component: intraciliary transport particle A; non-motile cilium.
AUGCAUACUUCCGUGAAGUGGUCAGAAAAGUCUCCAGGUAGAGAUGGUGUUCGCCCCCCUAUUUACAGCCUCUGUUACAGUCCAGCUGCUGAUACCAUUGUGGCUGCUUGUGGUGUUCGGGUGUUGAUGUACGACGCCACCACGGGAUCCGUUUUAAAUUCCCUUAAAGGGCAUACCGACACUGUUUACUGUGUUAGCUGCUCCCAAGACGGCAAGAACAUUGCCAGUGGAGGGGCCGAUAAGACGGUUAUUCUCUGGAAUAACAAAGGGGAGGGUGUACUGAAGUAUCAGCAUAAGGAAUCUAUACAAGCCUUGGCGUACAAUUCCUCCACGGGACAGCUUGCCUCCGUGGCAAGCUCCGACUAUGGUGUUUUUACUCCAGAAAGCGCGAAGGUAGGUAAAAACGCUUUGCCCUCUAAGGGACUCUGUGUUUCAUGGUCCCGGGGCGGACAGACGUUGGCCAUUGGGCUUUAUGACGGUACCGUUCUCUUGUUUUCACCGAACAGCUCAGAGAAGGUUCUGGUUCAACGGAAUGCCCCUGUUUGGGCCCUGGCCUUUUCACCCAUGACAGAAGACGGUUUGGAUGUACUAGUUGUGGGAUCGUGGGAUAGACGGCUUUCGUUUUACAACACGCAGGGAAAGCCCGUAAGCAAAGAGAAGGAACUUCCCUGUGACCCCUGUUGUAUUUCCUUCUAUGGAAAUGGUAGUUAUUUGCUGGUGGGUGGGAGCGACCACAAGUUGGCACUCUACACAAAGGACGGUAAUUUGCUUGUGAGCGUGAUAGAGGCCAAUGACUGGGUAUGGUCAGCUCAGCAGCGCCCUAGUAGCUCUCAGAUUUGCUGUGGAACAAAUGAUGGCUGCAUCAGUGUUAUUGAACUUACAUUAACGACGGUGCACAGCAUAUUCCACGAUCAGUACGUUUACCGCGACAAAAUGACCGAUAUUGUCCUGCAUCAGCUAACACUUGAUAAGAAAAUACGUAUUCCUUGUAACGACUACAUUCGCAAAUUAGCAAUGUAUAGGGACCGUCUUGCCGUACAUCUUCAAAACCGAAUUGUUGUUUUUGAACUUUUCUACGAUGACGAGAGGCAACUGCGGUUUCAGGAUAUUGCCCAUAUCCGAAAAAAGCUAGAGUGCAAUCUUCUCUGCGUGACGUUCAAUGCCGUUCUUUUAUGCCUUGAGCGGCGGUUAACCAUGUUUGACUUUCAGGGUAAUAAGUGCCGUGAGUGGGCCUUUGAAAGCCCUGUUCGCUACAUCAAAUUGGUUGGUGGUGCGGAGGGAAAGGAGGCUCUUUUACUUGGUUUAAAAAACGGUGCGGGGCUACGCAUUUUCGUUGACAAUCCCUUUCCCACAACGCUGGUGAAGAUCAACAACCCGAUUCGGUGCCUGGACCUAAGCUGCAUGCGCGGCAAACUGGCCGUUGUGGACGAUACGGAGUUGCUUCAAGUAUUUGAUCUGCGAAAAAAAAAUGAGGUCUUGUUCACAGCCACUGGCGUUUUGGCCGUUGCGUGGAACACGGAAUAUGACGAUAUGAUCAGCUACACCACAUCGCUUAAAACACUGAAUAUUAAAACCGGCUCCCUUCCUCCCUAUCAGCAGAAAAUGCCUGGGUUUGUUCUGGGAUUUAAAGCCAAUCGUGUUUUUAAUAUUAACAACACAGUUGUUGACGUGGUGGAAGUACCACACUCGCAUGCCCUCUAUCGUUAUGUGGAAAAGAAAGACUUGGAUUCUGCCUACCGCAUUGCAUGCCUCGGUGUGACAGAAGGGGACUGGAAGAUGCUUGGGAUGCAUGCUAUGACACAAUUACGGCUAGACAUUGCACGUAAGGCAUUUAUCCGAAUUCGUGAAGUGAGGUUUGUUGAGCUUCUCAACCGAUUAGAGCUGGAACAACGUCAAGGCAGUUCCAAAGAGAAUCCGGAGAAUGACGCACUGCUUAUGGGAGACAUUAUGGCGUAUCAAGGCAAGUUCCAGGAUGCCGCACGGUGUUUUUUGAAGUCGGGGCAUGAGAACAGGGCCAUUGAAAUGUUCUGCGAUUUAAAAAUGUGGAUGGAGGCGAAAAAAGUCUGCAGUAACGAGACACACUUGAAGGAGUUGAUUCUCCAACAGGCUCGAUGGGCAGAGGAUUCGCAGAAUUACGUGGAGGCGGCCUCCUUGUAUCAAGCCUGUGGGGAUGUGGGGAAAGCAAUUGCGAUGAUGCGCUCUGCAGGAAUGGUGGAUAAAAUGGUGGAUAUGUGUAGGGCGCUACCCAAGUCGGAUGUGGCUCUUAUCACGGAGUGCGCCGACUACUUCAAGAAACAUGGUGCGAAGCAAUACGCCUUGGAAGCAUACGAAAAAGUGGGUGAUAUUCGUUCCGUGAUUGCCCUUCAUGUGGGAAUGCAAGAGUGGCGGGAGGCUUUUGCUCUUCUUGAGCGUUAUCCCUCUUACAUCCGCGAGGUGUACAUCCCAUGGGCGAAGUGGUUGACGGAUAAUGGCAAGUUUGAGGAAGCCCUUGAGGCAUAUCGUCUAGCCAAAUGGCCGAGAGAGGCAGUUCGCAUGAUGGAAUCACUUGCAGCGAAUAGUGUGGUCUGUCGUAAGUAUUGCGACGCUGCUUUUUAUUACAUUCAUCUUGCCAGAGAAUACGGGGUGUUGGAGGAUGGGCAACAUCUGACGGAGGCACAAUGGGCAACUCGCAUGAAGCUUAGCGCGGAAUGUGUCCGUCGUGCCGAUAUUUAUUACGCGUAUAACUUUGUUUAUGCACACGCGACGCAGCCGUUUCCAUACAACGAGGUGGUACUGUUCAAUUUAUCCAAGUACGUGGUAUCCAUGCUGUCUGGCGCUGUGGUUCCACUAAAUGUGGGGAAAGGUGAAGUUCUCUAUACACUUGCACGUGUUGCAAACCAACUGAAUAUGACACGCAUUGCACGUGCGGCGCUUGAGCAGCUUCAGAGUGUGGUCCUCCCUAUCAAAAUUACGGAGCAGGUCGAUGUUGACAGUCUUUUGAUUCGCAGCAAGGCCUACGCUGACAAGGAAGAACUACAAGACGUAUGCUUCCGCUGCAAGCAAACUGUCCCGCAACUCACGAAUUCGGGUGACCGUUGUCCGAACUGUGCCCAUCCCUUUGUCCGUUCAUUUGUGAGUUUUCACGCUCUUCCCCUUGUGGAGUUUACAUUGUCGAAUGAUAUCAGCGAUGCCGAGGCGGAACGUAUUAUUUUGGCCGGUUUUGGCCGAAAGGCUGCGGAAUCAAGCAACGAGAACGGUGAUACGAAGUACAGUGGAUGGAAGGCAGAGACUGGUGCAGAUGUGAUUACAUUUUCUGAGAAAGAAGAUAAUAUAGACGCCAUGAUAGAUCAACAAAUGGCUGCUAUGGGAAGGGGGCCUGCGACCGGGCGAGACCCGUUUCAGGCGCAAUUAGCCUAUGUCACACGUCCCGGUAGACCCAAUGCGGAAUAUCAGCCAUUUGUUGUAAAUGCUGAGAUGCUUCGUCGGAUGCGUCGGGACGAGGUGUUUAUUGUUAGGGCAGGAUUUGGAACACUUCCAGCACAAAACAAAUAUUACCGGGUGAUGGACCACAGUGUGGGCAUCGUCCUUUGCCCCGUAUGUCAACACUUCUUCAAGGAUGAAGAAUACGAAUACGAAUGCAUGAAGGGUAACGGAUGCCCGCUGUGUCGUCAGAAAAUGGGACGGCGGCAGGAACGCUCUAUGCAAAAGAUUCUUAACGAUGUUUUGAGUAAUGAGCAAUAG